Polyodon spathula (Mississippi paddlefish) is the source of this 1264-nucleotide messenger RNA. RefSeq names its product ER lipid raft associated 2 (gene erlin2). The transcript has 12 exons. Lineage: Eukaryota; Metazoa; Chordata; Actinopteri; Acipenseriformes; Polyodontidae. Gene Ontology annotation, biological process: SREBP signaling pathway. The record is from RefSeq and is a predicted model, not a curated record. Bases 185 to 1264 code for a protein of 359 amino acids. Gene Ontology annotation, molecular function: ubiquitin protein ligase binding; cholesterol binding. Gene Ontology annotation, cellular component: endoplasmic reticulum membrane; endoplasmic reticulum.
CUGAAUGACGUUUGAAGAGGUCUUCCGAAGCGGCGACAAGUAUUCAUCUGCACGUUGAGAGCGGAUACAAAACGAGUCAGCAAGCGAGCAAGAAAGCAAGGAUUGUCCCGGUUCUGUCAGUGUAACUCCGCCCCUCGUCUCCCGCAGGUGUGUGUUUUGCUUGCGCGUUAUUAACGCGGGCGCGAUGGCUCAGGUGGGCGCGAUAGCGUCCCUGGCGUUGGCUCUCGUCGCUGCCGCGCUGUUCUCUGCCGUGCACAAGAUCGAGGAAGGACACACGGGCGUUUACUACAGAGGUGGCGCUCUCCUAACCUCCACCAGUGGCCCCGGCUUUCACCUCAUGCUGCCUUUCAUCACCUCCUUUAAAUCUGUGCAGACCACGUUACAGACAGACGAGGUUAAAAACGUCCCGUGUGGAACAGGUGGAGGGGUGUUGAUCUACUUCGACAGGAUUGAGGUGGUGAAUUUUCUCGUCCCCUCUGCAGUGUACGACAUUGUGAGGAAUUUCACGGCGGAUUAUGACAAGUUGCUGAUCUUCAACAAAGUUCACCACGAGCUCAAUCAGUUCUGCAGCGUGCACACCCUGCAGGAGGUGUACAUCGAGCUGUUCGAUCGGAUUGAUGAGGAUCUCAAGCUCGCUCUGCAGCAGGAUCUCACCAUCAUGGCUCCAGGACUCAUUAUACAGGCUGUUCGCGUCACAAAGCCCAACAUACCAGAAAGCAUCCGCAGAAACUACGAGCUAAUGGAGAGUGAGAAGACGAAGCUGCUGAUCGCAGCGCAGACACAGAGAGUGGUGGAGAAAGAGGCAGAGACAGAGAGGAAGAGAGCCGUGAUCGAGGCUGAGAAGUUGGCCCAGGUGGCAGAAAUCAAGUUUGCGCAGCAGGUGAUGGAAAAGCAGACGGAGAGAAAGAUCUCGGAGAUCGAAGACUCUGCUUACCUGGCGAAGGAGAAGGCCCGGGCCGACGCUGAGUUCUACACAGCUCUGAGGACAGCCGACGCCAACCGGAUGAAGCUGACCCCUGCGUACCUGCAGCUCAUGAAAUACAAAGCCAUCUCAGCCAACAGCAAGAUUUAUUUCGGGAGCAAAAUCCCACGCAUGUUCGUGGACUCCGCCCCUGGGGGCUUGCAGACCGCCGCAGUGGACGGGACAGACGAGGGGGGGCCCCAGAGCCACAGCUGUCGAUCUCCCCCAGGAGGGGGUGUGGGUGAGAGGGGUCCCCGAAACUCUUUGAGAAGGUCCACAGUAAACUCCAGUAUUAAACCCUGA